Messenger RNA from Toxorhynchites rutilus septentrionalis, 760 nucleotides. It is a transcript of the gene LSm7, whose product is annotated as U6 snRNA-associated Sm-like protein LSm7. The transcript is spliced from 2 exons. The record is from RefSeq and is a predicted model, not a curated record. The coding region runs from base 212 to 565 and encodes 117 amino acids. Gene Ontology annotation, biological process: nuclear-transcribed mRNA catabolic process; mRNA splicing, via spliceosome. Gene Ontology annotation, cellular component: spliceosomal tri-snRNP complex; U6 snRNP; catalytic step 2 spliceosome. Gene Ontology annotation, molecular function: RNA binding. NCBI's taxonomy places the organism in Eukaryota, Metazoa, Arthropoda, Insecta, Diptera, Culicidae.
GCAAAGAUCGCCAUACCUCCGUAUUGACCUUGCGCGUUCCCGGCUUUUUAUUUGACAAUUCAAUCGCACACAAUUCGUUUGUAAACAAAGUGGACAAUUCAAAACGUUUCUCUUUACAAAACGAAAUACUUUUCUUUUUAGUACCAUAUUUAUGUGGUUUUGAGAAAAUUAACACGUACAGAAACACGGUCUUAAACCAGGCAUAAAUAUAAUGUCAGAAAAAAAGGUCGGUGCCGGUGGUUCAGGGGGACCCGGAGGCGGCGAUAACAAGGAGAAACGUCGGAAAGAGUCAAUUCUGGACCUCAGCAAGUAUCUGGAGAAAACUAUCCGAGUCAAAUUUGCCGGUGGCCGUGAGGCAGCCGGUGUACUCAAAGGGUACGAUCCGUUACUCAAUCUGGUGCUCGAUAAUACGGUAGAAUUUUUGCGCGACCCCGAUGACUACAAAUUGGCGGAAGAAACGCGGCAUCUUGGGCUGGUGGUAUGUCGGGGGACAUCCGUAGUGCUCAUAUGUCCUCAGGAAGGCAUGGAGUCGAUACAGAACCCGUUCAUAACGCAAGAAGGCUAAUGCAGCGUUCAGCAAUUGUGCGAUUGGAGAUAUGGGUCACUUUCAGUUUAGAAUAAAAAUGCAUUUUGUUAAAGAAUCUAAUUUAUUACUCUGUAAUUUUGCAGUCAAAUUUUCCAAUGAAAUACAAUAUCAAUUGUAUCACUUUAUUUUGAUGGUUUCCUAUUUAUCUAAUGGGAAAAGUAUUUUCAAUAACAA